Molecule: messenger RNA, 919 nt
Organism: Xenia sp. Carnegie-2017
Lineage: Eukaryota; Metazoa; Cnidaria; Anthozoa; Malacalcyonacea; Xeniidae
Product: pre-mRNA-splicing factor SLU7-like
Exons: 10
Coding region: 41-919 (292 amino acids)
Biological process (GO): mRNA splicing, via spliceosome
Cellular component (GO): spliceosomal complex
Molecular function (GO): pre-mRNA 3'-splice site binding
Source: RefSeq, a predicted model, not a curated record
AACACUUGCCUAAAUAUAUUUUCUUUUCCAAAACCAAACGAUGUCGUUUAUUCGUAUUCUGUCUGGUAAGUGUCCGUUUCACGUUUCACGUGCCAAAUUUCAAUAUGGCGUCUGUGCUCCGAUCUCUCGAUUUAGCUGCAAGUGCGGCAAGUUCUCAGCAAAAAAUGACAAGAACAGAUUGGAUGAAAGAAAAGAAUUAGAAGAAGCUAGAAAGGCAGGAACUGCACCAGCUUUGCAGGAUGAAACAGGAAAAGACAUCAACCCUCAUAUUCCUCAAUAUAUUUCGGAUGCACCUUGGUACUAUGGAGCAUCUGGACCAACUCUCAAGCAUCAAAGGCCACAGGAAGAAAGGCAAAAACAGUUUGCGAAAAUUGAUGCAUCGUAUAAACGUGGCUUGAAAGAGACUGCAGCGAUAAAAUUUCGAAAGGGAGCCUGUGAAAACUGUGGUGCGAUUACUCACAAGAAAAAAGACUGUCUUGAGCGUCCUAGACGUGUAGGUGCUAAAUUCACCGGUGAAGAUAUAAAACCCGACGAAUAUGUCCCUGAACAACAUAGCUUUGACUACGAUGGCAAAAGAGACAGAUGGGUUGGAUAUGAUCCUGAAGAACACCAAAGGGUGCUAGAAGAAUAUCAAAAAUGGAAAUGGCGUACGGGACAGGGCAGUUGGAAAGUUGGGCAAAUUUUAACGGGCGAAAUUACGGCGGGACCUCUUUGUGAAUUGGGAAAAUUUCUUACUCCCUCUCCAGAAAUGAUAGCUCCCGCGAAACAACAGCUGAAAUCGGAUAAACUGCAUCAAGAUUUAAUGGACGGAAAGAAAGUUGAGGAAAAAGAGAAAUUAAGUGACGAUGACGAUGACGAUGAGGAUAAAUAUGCUGAUGAUGUCAUUAUACCUGGACAGAAGUUUGACAGUAAGAGGUGA